Coregonus sp. 'balchen' is the source of this 13729-nucleotide messenger RNA. The record is from the annotation of a GenBank genome assembly. NCBI's taxonomy places the organism in Eukaryota, Metazoa, Chordata, Actinopteri, Salmoniformes, Salmonidae.
UUGAGUAUUCAACAACCACAGGCACCGUGCCCUGGUAAAACACCCAUACAAGUUCUACAUGAAUACGGAACCAAAAUUGGAAACCCUCCCGUGUACGUGAUGGAAAAGGCUGAAGGGGAGGCGCACCAACCCAGCUUCAUCUUCAACGUUACAAUAGGAGAUAUGUCCUGCACAGGUGAGUGAGUCAUCUUGCAACGUAGAUAGCUUGCUAUGUACAUUACACUCUACUUAGCUAGAGAAUUAGGGGGGCUUGUAUAAACAACAUGGACUUCAAAGUUAUAUUUAUGUUUGCCUCAUCCUCAAUAUGAUGUCAUUCUGUUGUUGUAUCCCAGGUCAAGGGAUCCAGUAAAAAAGCUGCCAAACACCAGGCCGCUGAGUCUGUCCUGAACCUUCUGGAAAUAGACACUGGAACACCGUGAGUUAACAUGGACAAUAUCUGCCAACAAGUAGCAUUUGCAACCAUUACAGCCAGUAACAUUGUUCACUUUUUAAGUCUGGUUUUCCCCCCACUGCAGCCUUCACUUAAAGAAGGAAAGUAACGGCAUCCCAGAAGAGCCCAACGACCAACCCAACUCAGUGGGGAAACUGCAGGUGUCUUUGUUAUUGGCCUGUUGUAAGACAAUAGGGCUGUGUAUUGUUGCAGGACUGUAGUCAUAGUAACACAUUUCUGUUGUCAUUGAGCACCGUCAGGGGAACAGAAGAAAAAUAGUCCUUAUGGUUAUGAAUAGAUUGCUUGUUUUCACAUCUUUGCUAAUAUGGAUUCCUCCACAAAGGAGCUGGCCCUGCAGCGGGGAUGGCGCCUCCCUGAAUACACUGUUUUCACAGAGGCAGGCCCACCUCACAAGAGAGAGUUCACUGUGACCUGCAGAAUGGAGGCGCUCACAGAGACUGGUAUGGUGAUUCCACUGUUAUUCUUUCUAAAUGUUUUAUCAUUGCAUUGAAAUAACAUAUUAGUUGUGUUUUAUUUGGAUUGGUGGAUUAUUUAAACACAUUCUACUUUCGGAAGUGUUCAUUUGAGUCAUUCAUAGUGCUGUAUGUCAUCCACAUGUAACCGAUAGCAACAGGAACUUCCAAGAAAGUGGCUAAAAAGGCAGCUGCAGAGAAAAUUUUGGCAAAACUUGUGUCUGGCUGUCCUGAAAUCACAUGGGUAUGUAGAAUAUUUCCUCUCUAUUUGGCCUCUUCACAAAGAAUGAUAAAACAUAUUUAGGGCAUUUUGUAAUCUAGAAUGAAUGUAAUGUGUAUUCUUUGACCAACUCAUUCCAGAUCCCAAAGCCCGGUGUCCGAUUGGAGAACUUGCGUAACUCCUCAGCAGAGAAGAUGUCUCUCCUGAGAAGGAACCCACUCAGUAUUCCCAACACAGACUACAUCCAGAUGAUGCUGGAGCUAUCCCAAGAGCAGGGCUUUGAAGUCACAUACUUUGACAUCGGUGAGUAGAGUUCAUCUCUUCCGUUUACUGACCGUGAAAUCACCAUAACUCUCAUAGAUGUGAACUUUGUCUGUUUUUCAAGAAUGGCUCAACGGGCCUAUUCCCAGGUGUAUUGUACAGUGUAGUGUGUCUGUGGUUCGCUUGGCAGAUGAGCUGACAGUGAACGGGCAGUACCAGUGCCUGGCAGAGCUAUCCACGUCACCCGUCACCGUAUGCCACGGCACGGGCAUCUCCUGCGGCAACGCACACAACGACGCCGCACACAGCGCUCUCCAGUACAUCAAGAUCAUGGCUUCCAUCAAAUGAACGAUCGUAGUUAAACGUCACAGAUGUUUCACCUGCAAUACAUAUUUAAAGGGUAGGAAGCAAGACUUAGUAACUUGGUUGUAGUCACGAUCUGGUUACCUAGAAGUACAAACAUAGUCAUGUGUUUGGGUUAUUACAUAUUUAUUAACUUAUUUUCGGAUAACUUCUAAACUACCCACAAUGCACUAUUGUUCAACUUCAUAUGGAGGAUCUAAUCUGUGCUACCCAAGUUUGUUAGCUGCUCAGUAGCUAGCUGAAGCUGGCAAACGUUAGCCACACCUCAUGCUAUUCACAGACUUUGUGCUUGUGUUAUCUAGAGGAAACCUGUUAGCAUGGCAGGCUCUGGUGCUUUCUUGCCGUGGGCUCAAAACAAAAGAGAAAAUCAUACCUGCUUUUUGUAGUACCUCGUCUGUUAACCUUUUUGCUUUCUUAACUUUUCGGCAUGUUCUCUGUGAAGUAGGCUACGGGAGUUUUGUAACUUUUUCCACCUUGGCUUAGUGCUAGUGCGCUAGCUGACUGACAUCUGGAAUCUAUCUAUUUAGGAUUUCGGCCCGUUGAAGCGCCCACCUCCCCCUUGCUUUGGUAGCUAACUUAGCCUGCACUCUUUUAAAAGUUUUACCAUCGGAUGGGUCCCAACCAUCAAUCUGUAUGUCUCUGCUCUCUCUUUGCUUUUAAUCUGCGGUUAUGUUUUAGUUGUGUUGUGUUCUAGCUGGUCUCCAGUAGUUGGGCUCUAGCUUGCCAACCAUAACCGUGGUGGUUGGCUAUGCUGGCUAGGCUAAUAGCUAGUUGGCUAAAUAGCUAAUGUUAACUGGCUGGCUAGCUUGCUGGCUAAGAUAACUGGUUAGAUGGCGUUAUAUAUUUCCAAACGUUGGUUUACUUUAAUGUAGCUGUAAACCAGGUGUUGAUAGCAACUGGCUGACUCAUUCAGUGCUAACAUAAUGUUAGCAGGCUAGUAGGGCUAACGUUAGCAGGCUAGUUGGCUAGCAACCGUGCAAGUUAAUUUGUAACAAUGAAUUCAUAAAGUAUUUUCUUGUAAGUUGGCUGAAAAUUACAUUGAAACCAGUAGUCUGAGUGCAAACGAUUUGGCUUGAUUUGAAUUCAUAAAUGUGAAGUUAUUUCAGUUGGAGUUUACAUUAUAGGGAAUAGGCUGGCUUGCUGGGUCCUCCAUAUUACAUCACAUUUGGAAAAAACAUUUUCCGACGUGAUUAUAGUAUUGUUCGGAAUUUUAAUCAGUUUUAUGUAAUAACUCCAAAGAUAGAAAAGUGAGGUAACUUUGCAUUGGGACUUUUGAUGCGUAUAAUAAUGCAAAUCCAUAUGUUACAUGUGGUUACGUUUAUGCUACCUAUCCUUUAAGGAAUUGAGGGGGAAAAAAUGUUUUUAUUCACAACUGAAAGGUGUAGCUAGCCUCCAUCUACCAUUAUGUUUUCACUCUUUACCCCAGGGUUCACUUUGUGUGGAAUUGGUUAAUAUUGAAGGCAGUAUUAAUAGAAAUCAUGACAUUCAGACAAAUCAAUCCAGUUGUUGUUUUUUAAAACAGUGACAGUCAACACCGUUCAUCACCUGUGGUGUCUGUCAGCCAUUUUUAAGUUUCUUUAAGAAAAGGAAAGAGCAGCGCUAGACAGUGAAAGCUAAUCCUGUGGAGUUUAUGUACUAUAGAAAAACAAGGACAAGGGAAUGGACACUAGUCUUGAGAAAGGCCUUGCUGCCAAAAUGUAGACAUGUCGAAAACAGUCUCCAUCCUAUCCCAUUGUCCUUGUUUUUCAAAAGCCACUGUGAGGACACGCAAUCGUGUAUUGAAUGAUAAAUGUAAAACUAUUUGCACUGAACAAAAUUAGUGAGAGGAAACUCGUUUGGCCUCGUUUAGUCAUAAGCCUAUGAUAAAAAAUGAAUUUAUCAAUGAAUUUAAUCACAUAUUAACGUAAGUCUGCCCCUCAUUUUUGACACAGGGAUAUUUUCAAAAUAAUGAAGCAGAUUGUCAAAGGUCAGUUGGAUAAAUUAAGUAACAAACAAAAUAUUCAGUACACAUUGGUAUUCUGUUUGAUAUACUAAAUGAUAUCUGCUUUAUUUAAUUGGUUAUAAUUUCUCUUUGCCAAGUCAAGAUUCAAUUACAUUACUGUGAAAUACUUUUCCAUUGCAAUAUUUCCUUUUCCAUAGCGUAUAUUAAUAACAUAGUCCAUUAUAACUUUUAGUUUGAUUUUAAAGUGAAGUUUUUGAGCUUUGGUUAACACCAUUAUAUUACUGUUUCUUUGAUAUUGCGUUUUAUUCCGUCAUACAGAGGACUCUUGUUUUGUGUAACUACCACAUGUAUUAACAGAGAGCAAGACCAACAGCAAGUUUAGUGUCAAAACAAAAACUGCUCCAAUUAGAAAAUGUUAUUUAGCUUGAAUUGUGCUCACAUUAUAUGACAGGAUAGAAAACUACAUGUCUAGAUUAUGAAAACAUGUAUAUUUUGUAAGUUAAUAGUAGCAAGAUGGCAUACUCAGAAACAUCGGGACACUCCUGAUUUAGACUUCAAGACCAAGACUGCCAUGAUUGUCUCUUCAUGCUACAAAGAGCCAAUAAUUGCAAUCUUGGUAGCUUUGAUGUUGAUGACUAAGAAGGUAAUCGCCCUGUUGUGAUUGGUGAUGUCAUCUUGCUCAGUCUACCUGUAAUGUAGCCUAGUUAUGUCAGCUGUGUAUGAUGUCAUGCUGCUGUGUAUAUGUGUGUUUGAAGGCUUUGAGUUUGUGUCUGUGCUGGCCUUCACACUGAGUGCAGUGAAAUGUUAUGGGUCUACUACUGCUAAUGAUUGGAUGAUUUUUACAACCGGAUUCCACCUUAUCCUGAGUUUCUGUCACAAAGCCUAGAUUGGGCGGUUUAAUCACAUUUUGGUUUCCUUUAACAAGGUGUGUAUUGUAAUGUUUUGGUGGACUCAUCCCAAGCGUGUGCUGUGUACCUGAACAUAUUAAUACACAAUUAUUAGAUGUGAAGUGGGACAGACAUGUUCAAUAAAUCUACUCGACAUUGGCCUCAUCCUAAGUUUAUUGUCCCUUUUUUAACAUUCAUGAAAAAUGUAGUUUUUUUCCCCUGACCAACAGGUAACUGCCAAAAUAAAGGAAACACCAACAUAAAGUGUUGGCCGCCACGAGCCAGAACGGCUUCAAUGCACCUUGGCAUAGAUUCUACAAUUAUCCGUUAGAGGGAUGCGACACCAUUCUUCCACGAGAAAUUCCAUCAUUCUGAGUUUUGUUGAUGGUGGUGGAAAACACUGUCUCUGGUGCCGCUCCAGAAUUUCCCAUAAGUGUUCAGGCGGCCAUGGCAUAUGGCUUACAUUGUUUUCAUGCUCAUCAAACCAUUCAGUGACCACUCGUGCCCUGUGGAUGGGAGCAUUGUCAAUCCUAUAGCGGCAUAGCCAUGGUAGCCAAAAUAAUGGCCAAAAUGAUGCUGUAUCGCAUUAGUGGAAACCGUGACUCUAACCCUUUUCUUAACCUUAACCUAAUUCUCCUAACCUGCUGCGAAAAGCCGCUCCUACUAGUCAAAACCGGCAGACCCACCCUGAGAACAGUCUUGGUUUCCACUAAUGUGAUGCAAUGGCCUGCCCAAUAUUUUUUCUACAUGACCCUAAGCAUGAUGGGAUGUUAAUUGCUUAAUUAACUCAGGAAGAACAACCCAAUAUACUUUGUAUCCCUCAUUUACGGGCGGCAGGUAGCUUAGUGGUUAAGAGCAUUGUGCCAGUAACCGAAAGGUCGCUGGUUCUAAUCCCCGAGCCAACUAGGUGAAAAAUCUGUCAAUGUGCCCUUGAGCAAGGCACUUAACCCUAAUUGCUCCUGUAAGUCGCUCUGGAUAAGAGCGUCUGCUAAAUGACAAAAUAAAAAAAAUAAAAAUGUACUCAAGUGUUUCCAUAAUUGUAUCAGUUACCUGUAUAUAGACAGUAGGCUGAUUGUAGAGGAGUGAACAUGAACUCUUCAUUUUGUUUUAUGUGACUGUAGUAAUUCAGUCCUAUCUACAGUCUCUGGGUCAACAUGGCAGCAGCAGCACUGACUAAAAUAAAUAAAUAUAUAUAUAUAUAUAUAUAUAUACUGAGCAAAAAUAUAAACGCAACAUGUAAAGUGUUGGUCCCAUGUUUCAUGAACUGAAAUAAAUGAUCCCAGAAAUGUUCCAUACGCACAAAAAGAUGUGUUGUGCUGGGGACAAUAAAAGGCCACUUUAAAAUGUGCAGUUUUGUCACACACAAUGCCACAGAUGUCUCAAAUUUUGAGGGCGCGUGAAAUUGGCAAUCUGACUGCAGGAAUGUCCACCAGAACUGUUGCCAGAUAAUUAACUGUUCAUUUAUCUACCAUAAGCUGCCUCCAAUGUCGUUUUAGAGAAUUUGGCAGUACGUCCAACCGGCCUCAUAACCGCAGACCACAUGUAACCACGCCAGCCCAGGACCUCCACAUCUGGCUUCUUCACCUGCGGGAUCGUCUGAGACCAGCCAGCCGGACAGCUGAUUAAACUGUGGGUUUGCACAACCGAAUAAUUUCAGCACAAACUGUCAGAAACCGUCUCGGGGAAGCUCAUCUGCGUGUUCAUCGUCCUUACCAGGGUCUUGAACUGACUGCAGCUCGGCGUCGUAGCCGACAUCAGUGGGCAAAUGCUCACCUUCCAUGGCCACUGGCAAGCUGGAGAAGUGUACUCUUCACAGAUUAAUCCCGGUUUCAACUGUACCGGGCAGAUAGCAGACUGCAUAGCAUGUAUGGCGUUGUGUGGACGAGCGGUUUGUGCCGAUGUCAAUGUUGUGAACAGAGUGCACCAUGGUAGCGGUGAGGUUAUGGUAUGGGCAGGUAUAAGCUACAGACAACGAACACAAUUUCAUUUUAUCGAUGGCAAUUUGAAUGCACAGAGAUACCGUGAUGAGAUCCUGAGGCCCAUUGUCUUGCCAUUCAUCCGCCGCCAUCACCUCAUGUUUCAGCAUGAUCUGUACACAAUUCCUGGAAGCUGAAAAUGUCCCAGUUCUUCCAUGGUCUGCAUACUCACCAGAUAUGUCACCCAUUGAGCAUGUUUGGGAUGCUCUGGAUUGAAGUUUACGACAGCGUGUUCCAGUUCCCGCCAAUAUCCAGCAACUUCGCACAGCCAUUGAAGAGGUGUAGGACAACAUUCCACAGGCCACAAUCAACAGCCUGAUCAACUCUAUGUGAAGGAGAUGUGUCACGGUGCAUGAGGCAAAUGGUGGUCACACCAGAUACUGACUGGUUUUAUGAUCCAGGCCCCUGACCAACAGAUGCAUAUCUGUAUUCCCAGUCAUGUGAAAUCCAUAGAUUAGAGCCUAAUUAAUUUAUUUAAAUUGACUGAUUUCCAUAUAUGAACUAACUCAGUAAAAUCUUUGAAAUUGUUGCAUAUUGCGUUUAUAUUUUUGUUCUGUGUAAAUAGCCCACAACAAAUUCUAGCAAUCCUGUACAAGAAUUCCUUCACUUGUUUUUGAUUGUGUUAUUCUUUAUUUGACCUUGGAACAUGUUUUAAAACCCCAGUGUAAUGCAAAUGUCAUUUAAAUAUGAAUAAUUGUUAAUAUUUAGACAAUUAUUUGUCAUAUAUGAAUUAAUAAUACAAGGUGACGCUUUUUUACUAUUAUGUGAGACUUUUAUUUAGAAAGAUUCCUAAAUUCCGUGACAGGUAAGUGAUUGGUUAGUGUUGCUGACAAGACGCCAGUUGAAAUCGGCAACUCCCCCCUAGCUAGCCAAAUUCGCCUGUUUUGCAGCACACCAAUUAUAUUUGCGCAACAGUAUACCCAAGAAAAUUCUUAACUAGUUAUUGUUAGCCAUGUCUCAAGACGGAUUUCAACCUACACUAAUAAGGACAACGCACAAUAACAACACGAGGUCUGUCAUGCUACCAGCUAGCUAGCUACGUCGGUUUGGUUUCCAUCCAUUUGAUGCUCUUUACUUGGCUAGCUAGUCAGCUAGCUUUAGUUUGCAUUAUUGUCAAGUUAAACGUUAUUAGUCGUAUCCUAAACAUGUUAUACACCGUCCAAGGAAAUGCUUACUUGCAGGUUCCUUCUCGACAAUGCAACAACAAUAAGAAAUAACUAUAGAAUACGAAAGUAAAUGGCGCAGUAGAAUAGAAUACACAUUUUACCCCAUAUACGGGGGGUUAUAGGACAGUAUUUAGACAUGUAUCAGAGAAAGGGGGGAUUGGGGGCAAGUGUUUAAAUUGUGCAGUAUUAGCAGUAGUAAGUAAAGAGUCUGAUAGCAGCAGUUGCGAUGUGUGUGUAGCAUGAAUGCCUAUAUGUGAGUGAGUGCAUGUGUGCUAAUGUGCGGAGAGUAAGUGCAGGUGUCAGUCCAGUUCAAGUGUAGAGCAGUCUGGUGGCUUGUAGAUAUAAACGGUCUCUGAGCCUGUUCUUAUCAGACCUCAUGCUCCGAUACCGUCUACCUGACGUUAAGGGAGUAAACAGCUCGUGUGUGUGGGGUCCUUAAUGGUGAAGCGGGACUUACUCAGGCACCGUUUCUGGUAGAUGUCCUGGAUGGGGUGGGAACACGGCUCCAGUGAUGUACUGGGCCGUGUUCACCCGCCGCUGGAGGGCCUUGCCGGCGUAAUGCAACCGGUCAGGACGCUCUCGAUGAUGCUGCAGUAGUAUUUGGAGAGGACCCGGGGUGACAUGCCGAAUUUCUUCAGACACCGAGGAACUUAAAACUGCUGAGUUUCCACUGCAGUCCCGUUGAUGUGUAUCUGGGCGUGUUCCCUCUGCCUCCUGAAGUCCACAAUCAACUACAUUGCUUUGCUGAUGUUGAGGGAGAGGUUGUUGUCCUGGCACCACAAUGCCAAUUCACUUACCGCCUCCCUAUAGGCUGACUCGUCAUAGGCCUGACAACAACCGUGGCGGUGUCGUCAGCAAACAUUGUGUUAAGCACUAGUGUGGAGGAGGUGGUGUUGUCAAUUCUCCCAUCCUGUGGUCUGCCCGUCAGGAAGUCCAGGAUCCAGUUGCAGAGGGUAGUGCCAAGACCCAGGGCUCUGAUCCUGGUGACGAGCUUGGAGGGAACAAUAGUGUUCAAUACUGAACUGUAGUCAAUGAACAGCAUUCUCACAUAGGUGUACCUCUUGUCCAGGGCCCUGUUUCCCAAAAGCAUCUAAAGGUUAAGUUCUUCGUUAGAACCUUCGUAUGAGCAUCGUUAAAUCAGAGUUUUUUCCCAAAACCAUCGUUAUUAACGUUGUACUUGAAAAGGCUCGUAAUCUAACGCCUGUCUCAGACCACUUGUAGAACAGCUAAGUGCGUCGUUAGAUGCUUUUUUUUUUGCCCUCCUACGUCACUUAUACACAGAAGAUCUCCGCUAAACAUAGAACCACUGGUUUAUCUGUCUCUCAGUGAUGCCGAUAUUUUCAGAACAAAGUUGACUACAAAGAAAGUUGCCAAUGUCUUUGCAACUGAUACAAACAAGCAACGUUUAAAAAUAUGCUUCAAAUGAAAACCGAGAUGACUGCAUAAAAAUGUAAACAGUAGGCUAUAGGCCUAUUUCAAUCAUAUUGAAAUACAUUUAAUGUUCAAUCAAUUGAGUUCUAUUUUGCUACUUGUAGGCUACUGUCAGUACUUUGUCUCAAUAUAUUUCAUGACGUGUAGCCUAACAUGUGCGCAAUGAUGUGCCAAAUCUGUGAUUUUGUAUUGGGUAAGCAUUAGAAUAAGCCACUUCAAUAUUUGCAGCUGUAGGUGGUAAUAUCUCUCUAGGUGCUGAAACGUAGUCAGUAUUGUGCAGUGGUGUAAAAAUACUUAAGUACAACUUAAGUAGUUUUUUUGGUAUCUCUACUUGACUUUAAUAUUUCUAUUUUAGACAACUUUUACUUCACUACAUUCCUAAAGAAAAUAAUGUACUUUUUACUCCAUACAUUUUCCCUGACACCCAAAAGUACUCGUUACAUUUUCAAUGCUUAGCAGGACAAGAAAAUGGUCAAAUUCACGCACUUAUCAAGAGAACAUUCCUGGUCAUCCCUACUGCCUCUGAUCUGGUGGACUCACUAAACACACAUGCUUUGUUUGUAAAUUAUGUCUCUGUUGGAUUGUGCCUCUGGCUAACCGUGGUUCGCUUAAUAUAAGACAUUUGAAAUGAUUUAUACUUUUUACUUUUGAUACUUAAGUAUAUUUAAAACCAAAUACUUUUACUCAAGUAGUAUUUUACUGGGCGACUUUUACUUGAGUCAUUUUCUAUUAAGGUAUCUUUACUUUUACUCAAGUAUGUUACAUUUUCGGCCGUUGUAGGAAAGCUGCAUUGUUAAAACACACCAAAGCCUAAGUUCCCUCGCCAACAGGAAACCGGGCCCAGAUGUGUUAGGGCCGUGUGAAUAGCGAUGUAAAUUGCUUCUUCCAUGGAUCUGUUGGAGCGGUAGUUUGAAGGCUAUAAUUAUUAGCAAUGCCCAAUUAGCUAGCUGUACUGUACUUCUCACAACUUGGGACUGUCAUUGGUUGUCAAUAAUAUAUAACAAGAGGUCUGUCAUGCUACCAGCUAGCUACAUCCAUUUGAUGUUCGACGUUAGCUAGCACGCUAACCCUAGAUAGCUACCUGGGUAUAAUUGUUAUUAGCAAUGCCCAAUUAGCUAUACGUACUGUACUUCUCACAACUUGGACUGUCAUUGGUUGCUAAAUAAUACAACAAACACAGCUAUACCAUUGAAUCCAAUGCAGUGACACUAAUGACUGUUCAUCAUGCUUUUUACGCAGCUUGAGUAUUCAACAACCACAGGCACCGUGCCCUGGUAAAACACCCAUACAAGUUCUACAUGAAUACGGAACCAAAAUUGGAAACCCUCCCGUGUACGUGAUGGAAAAGGCUGAAGGGGAGGCGCACCAACCCAGCUUCAUCUUCAACGUUACAAUAGGAGAUAUGUCCUGCACAGGUGAGUGAGUCAUCUUGCAACGUAGAUAGCUAGCUAUGUACAUUACACUCUACUUAGCUAGAGAAUUAGGGGGGCUUGUAUAAACAACAUGGGCUUCAAAGUUAUAUUCAUGUUUGCCUCAUCCUCAAUAUGAUGUCAUUCUGUUGUUGUAUCCCAGGUCAAGGAUCCAGUAAAAAAGCUGCCAAACACCAGGCCGCUGAGUCUGUCCUGAACCUUCUGGAAAUAGACACUGGAACACCGUGAGUUAACAUGGACAAUAUCUGCCAACAAGUAGCAUUUGCAACCAUUACAGCCAGUAACAUUGUUCACUUUUUAAGUCUGAUUUUCCCCCACUGCAGCCUUCACUUAAAGAAGGAAAGUAACGGCAUCCCAGAAGAGCCCAACGACCAACCCAACUCAGUGGGGAAACUGCAGGUGUCUUUGUUAUUGGCCUGUUGUAAGACAAUAGGGCUGUGUAUUGUUGCAGGACUGUAGUCAUAGUAACACAUUUCUGUUGUCAUUGAGCACCGUCAGGGGAACAGAAUAAAAAUAGUCCUUAUGGUUAUGAAUAGAUUGCUUGUUUUCACAUCUUUGCUAUUAUGGAUUCCUCCACAAAGGAGCUGGCCCUGCAGCGGGGAUGGCGCCUCCCUGAAUACACUGUUUUCACAGAGGCAGGCCCACCUCACAAGAGAGAGUUCACUGUGACCUGCAGAAUGGAGUCGCUCACAGAGACUGGUAUGGUGAUUCCACUGUUAUUCUUUCUAAAUGUUUUAUCAUUGCAUUGAAAUAACAUAGUUGUGUUUUAUUUGGAUUGGUGGAUUAUUUAAACACAUUCUACUUUCGGAAGUGUUCAUUUGAGUCAUUCAUAGUGCUGUAUGUCAUCCACAUGUAACCGAUAGCAACGGGAAAUUCCAAGAAGGUGGCUAAAAAGGCAGCUGCAGAGAAAAUUUUGGCAAAACUUGUGUCUGGCUGUCCUGAAAUCACAUGGGUAUGUAGAAUAUUUCCUCUCUAUUUGGCCUCUUCACAAAGAAUGAUAAAAACAUAUUUAGGUACAUUUUGUCAUCUAGAAUGAAUGUAAUGUGUAUUCUUUGACCAACUCAUUCCAGAUCCCAAAGCCCGGUGUCCGAUUGGAGAACUUGCGUAACUCCUCAGCAGAGAAGAUGUCUCUCCUGAGAAGGAACCCACUCAGUAUUCCCAACACAGACUACAUCCAGAUGAUGCUGGAGCUAUCCCAAGAGCAGGGCUUUGAAGUCACAUACUUUGACAUCGGUGAGUAGAGUUCAUCUCUUCCUUUUGCUGACCAUGAAAUCACCAUAGCUCUCAUAGAUGUGAACUUUGUCUGUUUUCAAGAAUGGCUCAACGGGCCUAUUCCAGGUGUAUUGUACAGUGUAGUGUGUCUGUGGUUUGCUUGGCAGAUGAGCUGACAGUGAACGGGCAGUACCAGUGCCUGGCAGAGCUGUCCACCUCACCCGUCACCGUAUGCCACGGCACGGGCAUCUCCUGCGGCAACGCACACAACGACGCCGCACACAGCGCUCUCCAGUACAUCAAGAUCAUGGCUUCCAUCAAAUGAACGAUCGUAGUUAAACGUCACAGAUGUUUCACCUGCAAUACAUAUUUAAAGGGUAGGAAGCAUUAGCUCUUACUCACCAAUGUAACAACACAGUGUGGUCAAAGACUUAGUAACUUGGUUGUAGUCACGAUCUGGUUACCUAUAAGUACAAACAUUGUCAUGUGUUUGGGUUAUUACAUAUUUAUUAACUUAUUUUCGGAUAACUUCUAAACUACCCACAAUGCACUAUUUCUCAACUUCAUAUGGAGGAUCUAAUCUGUGCUACCCAAGUUUGUUAGCUGCUCAGUAGCUAGCUGAAGCUGGCAAACGUUAGCCACACCUCAUGCUAUUCACAGACUUUGUGCUUGUGUUAUCUAGAGGAAACCUGUUAGCAUGGCAGGCUCUGGUGCUUUCUUGCCGUGGGCUCAAAACAAAAGAGAAAAUCACACCUGCUUUUUGUAGUACCUCGUCUGUUAACCUUUUUGGUUUCUUAACUUUUCGGCAUGUUCUCUGUGAAGUAGGCUACGGGAGUUUUGUAACUUUUUCCACCUUGGCUUAGUGCUAGUGCGCUAGCUGACUGACAUCUGGAAUCUAUCUAUUGAGGAUUUCGGCCCGUUGAAGCGCCCACCUCCCCCUCGCUUUGGUAGCUAACUCAGCCUGCACUCUUUUAAAAGUUUUACCAUUGGAUGGGUCCCAACCAUCAAUCUGUAAGUCUCUGCUCUCUCUUUGCUUUUAAUCUGCGGUUAUGUUUUAGUUAUGUUGUGUUCUAGCUGGUCUCCAGUAGUUGGGCUCUAGCUUGCCAACCAUAACCGUGGUGGUUGGCUAUGCUGGCUAGGCUAAUAGCUAGUUGGCUAAAUAGCUAAUGUUAGCUGGCUGGCUAGCUUGCUGGCUAAGAUAACUGGUUAGAUGGCGUUAUAUAUUUCCAAACGUUGGUUUACUUUAAUGUAGCUGUAAAGCAGGUGUUGAUAGCAACUGGCUGACUCAUUCAGUGCUAACAUAAUGUUAGCAGGCUAGUAGGGCUAACGUUAGCAGGCUAGUUGGCUAGCAACCGUGCAAGUUAAUUUGUAACAAUGAAUUCAUAAAGUAUUUUCUUGUAAGUUGGCUGAAAAUUACAUUGAAACCAGUAGUCUGAGUGCAAACGAUUUGGCUUGAUUUGAAUUUAUAAAUGUGAAGUUAUUUCAGUUGGAGUUUACAUUAUAGGGAAUAGGCUGGCUUGCUGGGUCCUCCAUAUUACAUCACAUUUGGAAAAAACAUUUUCCGACGUGAUUAUAGUAUUGUUCGGAAUUCUAAUCAGUUUUAUGUAAUAACUCCAAAGAUAGAAAAGUGAGGUAACUUUGCAUUGGGACUUUUGAUGCGUAUAAUAAUGCAAAUCCAUAUGUUACAUGUGGUUACGUUUAUGCUACCUAUCCUUUAAGGAAUUGAGGGGGAAAAAAUGUUUUUAUUCACAACUGAAUGGUGUAGCUAGCCUCCAUCUACCAUUAUGUUUUCACUCUUUCUCUCAAUAGAAAUCAUACCAUUCAGACAAAUCAAUCCAGUUGUUGUUUUUUUUAAAACAGUGACAGUCAACACCGUUCAUCACCUGUGGUGUCUGUCAGCCAUUUUUAAGUUUCUUUAAGAAAAGGAAAGAGCAGCGC